Messenger RNA from Lindgomyces ingoldianus, 1459 nucleotides. RefSeq lists its product as uncharacterized. The transcript is spliced from 2 exons. The record is from RefSeq and is a predicted model, not a curated record. Lineage: Eukaryota; Fungi; Ascomycota; Dothideomycetes; Pleosporales; Lindgomycetaceae. The annotation marks the transcript as partial.
ACACGAUGGGCCCCAAAACCCUGCUCGCUGGCUGUUUCAUGAUAGGAAAAGGUCUCGCUGAUGGGAUUGCUUGCGCCCUCAGUGGAGUUUCUGCUCAAGACACUUCAAGUAGUGAAGCCGACUGCAGCAUUGUCUAUGUCACAGUUCCUGGACCGAUUAUUACGGUGUCCCUUAUCGACCAAACGGCGAGCGAUCCAAAUCAUGGAACAUACUACUAUUCGGUUGUACAUGGGACCACGGAGUGGCUAAACAGUCAUGCACCACCAACGCAUCUUACUUCCUUUGUGACACAGACUUUCGAGGUUACAGUCCAGCCUUCGCCGGUACAGCCCACUGCUCCUGGAUCUAAACCUCCCAUUACUUUGAGUUCAGGGAUAGGGAGCUCUUUGAACCCUGGAACGAUGACGAUUACAUCUUUGGCACCACCUCUCUCGACACUCACCAUGCCGAGCUCCCUGGGGGUUUCGAUGACGACGUUGAACACUGCGAAUGGGAGUAGCCUGGUGCCUUCAACUUCUGCUGGACCAAGCGGCCCGGUUUCAACUCCUUCUGGAAGUUCAAGUUUGACAUUCAUUGUUUCGACUGGGGGUCCAUCCCAACUACCCUCUCUUGUGUUGAGCUCUGGUACCCCCGCGUCGUCGUCUGGAUUCCCUACCAAUUUGCCAUCGAUUACUCUGCCAAUGCCUAACGGAACAACCACCAUAGUCACACCAACUGUAACGGCCAGUACGGGACAGAGUCCACCACCAAACUCAGGCUUGAUAUCGAGCCCGUCAGGUGGGACCACCUUGCUUCUGUCUUCCGCCUUGGUUCCAAGUGCUCCGACUAGCCCACUGUCAUCGUUGUCUACGCUCUUUUUGUCUUCACUCUCUAUUGGACCGACCACAACCACCGUUGGUUCGUUUGUUGGUACAGUUUCCCAGAUACCCUCAACUUUCAGCGUUCCACUGUCGCUCUCUUCAAAUGUGCCGCCGGGAGUGUCUAAUGGGGUGUCAACCCUUUCGCCCUUGUCGUCGAUCACUUCGCCAGUCCCUGGCACAUCGGUUCCAGCCUCUAGCGGUCUACCAGCGAUCACGACACUUUCCUUGAGUUCGCUCCCUGGGUUCACUCUGGAUUCCUCAUUGUUCCCACCAACUCCCAGCUCCAGCGAAUCACUACCUGGCGCUUCACAGCCGCCAUCCUCGAGCAUUCCCGUAACCACUGUAACGAUAACAUCUCCGUUCGGAACUUCACCCGGUUCGUCUACAGGCCCAGCGAUAGCUACCUCAAGUAAUCAAGCGUCGCCUGGCUCAAGUACAGCCUCGCGCAGUAGUGGGCAGUCUUCGGUUCCUGUUGGAUCUUCAAUGUCAGUUCCAUUUACUUUAUCUGGGACCUUUACACUAUCAGUAUCUGCGAGCUCGAGUUCUGGAAUAUCAGCUUCUCCCAGUCCGUCGGCAACCCCAUCUGGGUCAAUAAGAAG